GUUUCAAGUUGAUUGUGAAUAGCUCUUGUUCAGUGCGCUAUGAUAAGAUUUAUAUCUACAUCUUGCUGUGUGCUUCGGUCUCUCAAGAAUGGCACGAAACAUGAUAUUUUGGUUACUACUGAUAAUAGUCACAGAGACAAGGGUGGCUAGAAGUAGGGAGCCACCCUGUUUAACAAAGGAUAUUUGCCCUUCUAACAUGUACUGUUCCGAGCAGGCUGACUAUUCCGUCAAGUGUUAUCCAUGUCAUAGUGAGUGUGAGCCCAGCCAAGGUUGUGACGGCCCCAUGUCUGAACAGUGUCGAGCUUGUAAAACUGGCUACACCAAACAGCCUGGAUUCUCUCCAUGUAGAGCGUCAACUUGUCCUGUUGGAACUUAUGGGAAUCAAUGUCAGAAUCAAUGUCAUUGUCAUAACAAUGACCUCUGUGUGCAGGGGAGAUGUACUGGAGGCCAUUGUGAACGUGGUAGGACAGGACUGCCCUUCUGUCUAGAGGCCUGUCCCGCCCAAACGUUUGGCUUAGACUGUCGCCUUAUCUGCCACUGUAAGGACCAAGAAGACUGCAACAAGAUCCAAGGUGACUGCCCGAGCUAUCAAUGUGAUGAAGAGUGGGACGGGCCAGGAUGUCAGAGAAAACUGCCCAAACUUUAUUUCCCUCCUCAAGUGCUUCUUUCGAAGUGCAAUAAUAUCACAUUGAGAUGGUUUUCUUUUGACGAAACUGAUGAUAUUGGCCAAGGACCCAUUGGUUUGUAUAAAGUCAUGAUGAAACAAAUGAACGGUGACAUUUGGCUCAAUCCUGUCAACGUGACGGAUCCAGAUAUUGUGACAGACAUACAGACAGACAGGUCAUUGAAAAAGGCGCACGUUGUCAGCAUCACUUCCGGUCUUGUGCCUGAUGUGGAGUAUACGUUCAGAGUGGACAUUGUGGCCUCGGAGUACGACAAAUUGUUGAAAAGGACAAUUCCAGGUGAACCCAGCGAAGCCAUCUUAUACAAGUGCGACAAGUUGCCAAGUUUACUGACAGCUCCACAAGCCGUGUUCUCCUCUUGUAAUAAUCUAACAGUCACCUGGAAAGAAUUUGAUGCAUCUAAAGAUGAAGGGGGUGGACCCAUUUCGCACUACUUAGUCUUCAUAAAGGCCAACAUCACAGACUUUGUUUCAGCUUGGACUCCAAUAUACACUGUGUACUCACAGAACAGAGUUGGCUUAAGCUACACGGUCAACAUCACUACCGGACUGAUCCCCAACCUAGCGUACAAUGUCAGAGUGGACUCGGUCCCCCAAGACACCAACAACGAACCCUUAAACAAGUAUAUGGAUGGCCGAGAACUAAGAGACCCAGUCCUAAACCAAUGCGAUUGCUGAAAACACCAACAUCAACCUACGAAUGUCCACAAAUCACAUAGUGCCUUGGCAAGCAAAGAAGGUAGUUCAAUGCUAAGUUCUGUUAUAUUGUAAAUUACAGUCAGUUUCAACGUUUAACCAAACACCCAGAAACGGACAAACUUACAACCCUCAACAAAGAUGAUACAUCUGAAGCUGUUGAGUAAACAGAGAGAGUCAAUGUCUUCACUAGAGUUAACUCCCCUGGAAAAGUGUACUUAUUAAACUGAAGUAAAACAAAACACCCAACAAUCAAAUAAAGAAUUGUGGACUACGUCAA
Molecule: messenger RNA, 1658 nt
Organism: Biomphalaria glabrata
Lineage: Eukaryota; Metazoa; Mollusca; Gastropoda; Planorbidae
Product: tyrosine-protein kinase receptor Tie-1-like
Exons: 11
Coding region: 89-1360 (423 amino acids)
Molecular function (GO): protein binding; scavenger receptor activity
Source: RefSeq, a predicted model, not a curated record